CUCCGCCCAUUCCUCCAGCGCAACCUGGAACGAUUGCCUUCCACUGGAUUUCCCUUGGGGUGAACGACUGGGCUCCUAGGCGACUGAAGAUCGCGGGAGGAGCGUCUUGCAAAAACGUGCCAUGUAGCAGGGGCUGCAGUUGGCAGCUGUAGCCGAGGCUGCAAGCGAGGCUCCCCACCUGGGGCAGGCGUCGGCCCAGCUCGGCCCGAGGACGCGGUGACGCCGGGAUCCAAAGCCCCGGGGUCGCGGCUGCGGAGCGGAGUGCGUGGGAGGAGGCGACGCGCACACGCCUGAGGCGGCCAACGCCAAGACUCCUGCCUUCAACCCCCUCUCCCGCCUCUCGCCCCAGAAAUGAGCUGGAGCAUCGCCUGUUUGAUUUCAGAGCCCGAAUCGGCAAGCGCAGUAGACCUCAGCGGCAGCUUUGUGAGGACUUAGCUGGGACCUGGAAGCAUAUCCUCCUGUGUUUUUUUCUGACUUCUUGGAAAUUAAGGAAUGCAAUUCUGCCACCAUGAUGGAAGGACUGAAAAAACGUACAAGGAAGGCGUUUGGAAUACGGAAGAAAGAAAAAGACACUGACUCUACAGGCUCACCAGAUCGAGAUGGCAUGCAGCCCAGCCCACACGAGCCACCCUACCAUAGCAAAGCAGACUGUGCGCGUGAAGGAGGGAAGAGAGCUUCGAAGAAAAGCAAUGGGGCACCAAAUGGAUUUUAUGCAGAAAUUGAUUGGGAAAGAUAUAAUUCACCUGAGCUAGAUGAAGAAGGUUACAGCAUCAGACCUGAGGAACCAGGCUCUACCAAAGGAAAGCACUUUUAUUCUUCAAGUGAAUCUGAAGAGGAAGAAGAAUCGCACAAGAAAUUCAAUAUCAAGAUUAAACCCUUGCAAUCUAAGGAUGUCCUUAAGACUGCAGCGACUGUAGAUGAGCUGAAGGCUUCAAUAGGCAACAUUGCACUUUCCCCGUCGCCUGUGAGGAAAAGUCCGAGGCGCAGUCCGGGUGCAAUUAAAAGGAACUUAUCCAGUGAAGAAGUCGCAAGACCCAGGCGUUCCACCCCAACUCCGGAACUUACAAGCAAGAAGCCUCUGGAUGACACUCUGGCCCUUGCUCCCCUCUUUGGUCCACCAUUAGAAUCAGCUUUUGAUGAGCAGAAGACGGAAGUUCUCUUAGAUCAGCCUGAGAUAUGGGGUUCAGGCCAACCAAUUAACCCAAGCAUGGAGUCGCCAAAGCUAGCAAGAUCUUUUCCCACUGGAACACCUCCACCUCUGCCUCCAAAAACUGUACCAGCCACCCCGCCUCGAACAGGCUCCCCCUUAACAGUGGCAACAGGAAAUGACCAGGCAGCCACAGAGGCCAAAAUUGAGAAACUACCAUCCAUCAGUGACCUGGACAGCAUUUUUGGGCCAGUGCUGUCCCCCAAGUCUGUUGCUGUUAAUACUGAAGAGAAGUGGGUCCAUUUUUCUGAUGCAUCCCCGGAACAUGUUACUCCAGAGUUGACUCCAAGGGAAAAGGUGGUGACCCCACCAGCUGCAUCAGACAUCCCAGCUGACUCCCCAACUCCAGGCCCACCUGGCCCCCCAGGCUCUGCAGGUCCCCCAGGGCCUCCUGGUCCUCGCCAUGUACCGUCUCCGCUCAAUUUAGAAGAAGUCCAGAAGAAAGUCGCUGAGCAGACCUUCAUUAAAGAUGAUUACUUAGAAACGCUCUCAUCUCCUAAAGAGUGUGGGUUGGGACAGAGAGCAACUCCACCUCCCCCACCACCACCCACCUACAGGACUGUGGUUUCGUCCCCCGGACCUGGCUCGGGCAGUGGUACGGGGACCACCAGUGGUGCAUCUUCUCCUGCUCGGCCAGCCACCCCCUUAGUUCCUUGCAGCAGCACCACUCCGCCUCCACCUCCUCCCCGGCCUCCAUCCCGGCCAAAGCUACCUCCAGGAAAGCCUGGAGUUGGAGAUGUGUCCCGACCUUUUAGCCCACCCAUACACUCCUCCAGCCCUCCUCCGAUAGCACCCUUAGCCCGAGCUGAAAGCACUUCUUCAAUAUCGUCAACUAACUCACUGAGCGCAGCCACCACUCCCACAGUUGAGAAUGAACAGCCCUCCCUCGUUUGGUUUGACAGAGGAAAGUUUUAUUUGACUUUUGAAGGUUCCUCCAGGGGUCCCAGUCCUCUAACUAUGGGGGCCCAGGACACCCUACCGGUUGCAGCAGCUUUCACAGAAACGGUCAACGCCUACUUCAAAGGAGCAGAUCCAAGCAAGUGCAUUGUUAAGAUCACAGGAGAAAUGGUGUUGUCCUUCCCUGCUGGCAUCACUAGACACUUUGCCAACAACCCAUCCCCGGCUGCUCUGACUUUUCGGGUGAUAAAUUCCAGCAGGUUAGAGCACGUCCUGCCGAACCCCCAACUUCUCUGCUGUGAUAACACACAAAAUGAUGCCAAUACCAAGGAAUUCUGGGUAAACAUGCCAAAUUUGAUGACUCACCUAAAGAAAGUCUCUGAACAAAAACCCCAGGCUACAUACUAUAAUGUGGACAUGCUCAAAUAUCAGGUGUCUGCCCAGGGCAUUCAGUCCACACCUCUGAACUUGGCGGUGAACUGGCGCUGUGAGCCUGCGAGUACUGACCUGCGCAUAGACUAUAAGUACAACACGGAUGCCAUGUCCACCGCAGUGGCCCUCAACAACGUGCAGUUCCUGGUCCCCAUAGACGGAGGAGUGACCAAGCUUCAGGCUGUGCUUCCUCCAGCAGUCUGGAAUGCUGAACAACAAAGAAUAUUAUGGAAGAUUCCUGAUAUCUCCCAGAAGUCAGAAAAUGGAGGUGUAGGUUCUUUACUGGCAAGAUUUCAAUUAUCCGAAGGCCCAAGCAAACCUUCCCCGCUGGUCGUGCAGUUCACGAGUGAAGGAAGCACUCUCUCUGGCUGUGACAUUGAGCUUGUUGGAGCAGGCUACCGGUUUUCACUCAUUAAGAAGAGGUUUGCUGCAGGAAAAUACUUGGCAGAUAACUAAUGAAAGGUCAUGCAGGGAUUUGGAAGAUCCAUGCCCCGGAGAACUGUUGUUUUGAGAGACAUGUUUUAAUCUGGUUUGAUGAAAACAAACCAAUGUCUGUACUUGGGGUCUGUCAGCUGGAAGGUCCUGGCUUUCAGCAGUGACUUCCCAUACCCAGUACUAUGAUGAUCAGUUCUACAGUAUUUACUUAUAGGUGUAAUAUUUGUUAAUGGUUUUAAAAUGUAAUUAUUGUAUUUGUAAACUGUACCUUCAUUCCAGUAAGGCAGUUAGACACUUGGGUUUUAGCAUUUUCCAUUCCUGAAACGGAUGUAAUUUAAACUGUGGUAUGUAAAUUUAAUAGUAGUACUGUUGAAUGGCACAAUGCUUACAGAGAUACAGCGCAUUCUGUCAAUAUAUAAAAUUUAAAUAUAAUGUUGAUAGUUAUCAUAAAGGGGGUGCCACACAUCAAGAACCUUACAUGAAACCAGAAACAAAAAUACCCAACUUACUUUCCUUCACCCUUUCUAUGUUUCCCUCUAGUGCUAAAGAAAACUUCUAGCUUCAGUUUAGUGGGUUAAAUUCAGAAACUAUUUCAGAAAAAAAAUUCUAAAGUUACAGCAUAUUCAAAGAGAAACAUUAAUUACCACUUUUUAAAGAGCUUUUUUUUCAAACUGCAAAUUUCAUAAAAAUGCAAACUGUGUAAACAGGGCCUCUUAUUUUUAUAACUUGUGUAAAAAGGGGAAAGCAAUUCAUAUUUAAAGUUUAAGUAUAUUAAAUUAUAUCCAAGAGUGCAGAGGAUGUUGAACUCUUACCUGACCCUAAGCCCCUUCUCUACAGUUUAACAAAUUGGAGAUUGCUAAGUCAUCGGGUUAAAGCCAACAUGAUUUUUAAAGUUUCAAGACUUUCUGUAGCUGAACUGGUUGAAACUUCUGCACAAUUGCUCAGAACAGAGGGGCCUCCCUCGUCCAGCAUCCAGUGGUGGGUACCUUGUUUCUUCUUUACUCAUGAGAAUCAAACACAGAGAAGGAUGGAAGAAAAAAAACAAUAGUUCUCUGUUCCAUCCAAAAGGAGAAUUCUAGACUUAUCAUUUACAUCUUUGGGGGGAGGAAGAAAUAAACUUUAUAAGUGAAAUUCUAUUCACCUUGUUAUCCUAUGAAUAUUUUUGGAUGAUAUUAAGAUUCAUCAUAUACAACUGUGAAUCUUCGCCGUUCUUGGGGAAUUGAAAGCAGAGUCAGGGCAGGGCAGUGGCUCUGAAUAUAGUAAAUGCCACAGUUCUGGGAGGGGGGUGUGCCCCACCGGAGGGGAAUCAGAGCAGUGUCGGGUGAGGCAUAAAGAAUAAGUCUUCCAGUUAACCACAAGUCAUUUUAAACAGAGAACAGUUCCCGUUCAAGGCUCUCCUACUGAACAACUCCACCUGAGUUGGGAUGUGUAGCGUUGGCUGCUGAACCAUGUUGUGUAUCCACUCAAAUCUGACAAGGAGUCGUCUGCUCCUUUCAAUUUUAAAAUCAAAUUAAAAUUUUUUUAAGUCUUAUUUCAACAGUGAGAUUGUGGUUGGCAGUUGUUUCUAGUGAGCUCUGUAGAUUUAUCUAUGUUCUUCUUCGAUUAACGCUUGCUACCAAAAGGAUGUCCAGGAUGAUCCAUGUUUACCUGCGAACAAUUCAUCUCUUUAAAACAGGCUCUUGCCUAAUUCCCCAAAGCAGUCUGGCUUUGAAGGUUUUUUUUUUUUUUUUUUUUUUUUUUUUUUUUUUGAACAAACUAAUUUGUUCAUGAAAAAGUUUGGCUUUGAAACUGAAGUAGAAAAAUAAAAUGUAAAUUUUAAAUCUAAUGGAACAUGUGGAAAUUAAAACAACUUAAGCCAAUGGAGAGUAAGAAGCAGAAAAAUGAAGCUUAUCUAGAAUGUGAUUAUACAAUGUUUUUAAGUAGUCAGUUCAUGGAAAAAUAUUGAAUAUUAACACAAAGCAUAUUAAAAAUAUGUAAAUAUUACUGUUUCUCAUGUCUUUCUCUUUAUAUCUUAUUUUGUGAAGUUUUAGAAUGAAUUGGUCAUUAAAUACACAGUGUUUCUCUCCAAAGAAUAAUUUUGUUGAUAUUGUAAAAAUGUAAUUAAAGAUAGAGAUUUGAGUAGUCUCUAACAUUAUUCAAAUGUUUCCAGGAACCAAACUGGAAACUCUGAAGAAAUCUUGUAAUCUCUUAAUUGACUCUUGUGAAAUGUAAUAACAGUUGGUGAUCUCAAAAUUAAGACUUGAAGAUUCAGAGCAUCAGUGGGGAAUGGGUGGUCCCUUCCAGUUUAGAAAGUAGGUCAAUAACAACAGUUGCUCAUAUCAGAGAUGGAGAUGUCAGUGCGAUUUUAAACGUGUGCAGUUUCAUCUCCUGGUAAAGCUCUGUGUUCAGCUCUGUAGGUUAAAAAUGCAUGUUCUAUGACGUGGUUCAAGACUAGGCAGGCCAGGUCUCAGUUAUCAGUGUCAGUUGGAUCAGAUUCUCUUUUGUCCAAACAGAAUGGGUUAGCUCAUAGCCAGGUGGUUGGCUGGACAGUAAGCUAAAUUAAGACAAACUUCCAGUUAGUCAGAGAGCAAUUUCCUGAACACCCUGACUUUUAAAGCUGAUAGAAAGUGUAAAUGUUUUAUUUUGGUGACAUGGAGAGUAUGUUUCCCUCUUCAAAUAAAUCCCAUAUUUUUAUGAAAUUUUCAAAAAUAAACUCUUGUUUAAAUUAGUCUCAAUUGGAACUCGACAUUGCUAAUUUAAAACUCUCUGAGAUCCACCCACAGCUGAAAUGAGCAUUCCCUGGAUGCUAUUUGGGAUGCGGGUUGCCUCUAAAGAAAGGCUGUUCGUGUGCAAAAUGGUGACUGGGAAGUCAAAGAGCAGGUGCUUGUGGGUGUUUCUAGUCUGUAUACUCCUCCUCAGUCUCAGUCUGUAAAGUAUCAGAGCCAUAGUCACACGCAUGUGCACCUUUAAUUCUUCUUUUGAAGGAAGCAAAUCUACCUUUGCUCUGCCACAGGUGCCUGCUGUGCCAACUCAGGUGCCUGCUGUGCCAACUCAGAUGCGCCCCUGCCUUCUUCUCACCUUUAUAGCGAGAGUGGAUCCAUAUGUAGUUUUCAAGCGCUUCUUAAUGGGGCUUCUAUGUUUUCCAUCUAAUAAGCUAGUGCCUAGAAUCCUGUAAAGCACAGUGUCGCCAAGCAAAGAAGGGACUUCUCCAGACAUACGUCAAUGAUCCCAAAGCAUCUUCCAACCCUGGAGACUUGCAGUUCUAUUUAACCCAGGUAAACUACCUAUUGAGACUAUAAGAGCACGUGUAAUGAUAGUGAUUAGCUGCUACACAAUAAAAAUAGCCAUACAUUGAGCGCCUCUGGGCUGUCAGUCGCUGCAGAUAUCACUGCAUUCUACCUUAGACUCCAAAAUGGCAAAAAAAAAAAAAGGGUUUUCAGCCUGUAUUUUCCCAGUGAUGGUAUUGAAGCUUAGGUUGAUUAAUUUCCUCAAAGUGAUAUCACAGCUAGUAAUGACCCCAAUUAUCCUGACAAUGGAAUGAGUACCUUGCUGUUUCGUUUAGUUCAUUUUGAAUAAUCAAAUGGAAUAUCAAGAUAAGUGGUACUUUGAAAAGUUUGCUUUGAAAGUAUUAAAGAGGAACCUGAUAAGAUAUUAUUUUAAAAGAACUGAUGUCUCUUGAAAGGACGAAAUGUGAGAUCCCUUGCUUCCAACCAAUCAUAGUAAAGUAAUGAUUUAAAUUGAGUCCUCGUUAUACAUUCAGAACCUAGCCAAACUGCAUUGAGUACCAGCUAGUCUUUAUCAAUCUGUAGGCAUAGAACUUGAGAAUCUAUACAUUGGUAAGUGCCCAAAAGAUGAGCAUUGUGCCCUAAUAGUUCUCUAGGGUGCUUUUUACUGCUCACAUUAUAGUGGACUUCAGCAUUUAAUUUCUAAGGUAAAUACCAUUUUUCUAAUGUUUUCUCCCAAUUCAGUCUAAUUAAUAGUAGUUCCUCAUUUGCAAGGAACACUCAGACAGUAAACCUGGAAACUGACUUUAUUUCAUAAACUCUUGGCUUUAUAAACAUAGAUAAGCCUCACGCCAAAAAGAAUUUUACCAAUUUUUGCUUUGCUUUGCCUUUUCUCAAACCAAUAACAGAUUGUCAGAGAAAGUUGAAUGAUAGUAAAAUAUCCACUAGAAGAGAGAGACAAGAGAGAGAGAGAGAGAGAGAGAGAGAGAGAGAGAGAGAAUAUGUUAGAGAUUUCUCUUCCCCCAAAGAGGAUGUAUUUUGCAAAAUCCCAGUCAAAUGUAUUUAUUUUGUCAUGUGACUUUUUCUGUUGAACAACUUCUAAAACCUAAAAUUGAAGGUUUUUUAGCGACAUCAACCUGGGCCAGAAUAUAGCUCAGAAACUUAAUAUAAGGAAUUGUCAUGUUCCCAUGAUGCCCCCUUGUGAUGAUCACCUUAACCAAUGAGUCAAAUUGUUGGUAUAAAUAACUAAAUCAAGUCAAGUGGCACUGAUUAAGGAGACUUUUAUAAUGAACCUCUCUACCACGCUCACUUUCUGAAUUUAUCUCAGCUUUGUUGGACUUUCCCUCCUCCUUUACCUUUUUGUUUGUGUUUUAUGUUGGUUUCAUUUGUUUGUUUGGCAUGCAGUGUAGGAUGCCAUUCUCUCGCUUAUGAAUUAAAUAUGGCUUCUCUUGUGUUUUGGGUUAGUUCAUAAAAUGAGGAGGAGGAAUGAGACCAGACUGCACUCCUUACAUAUCCAAAUAUUAAAAAGAAACAAACAAAAAGUACUGGCCUUCCUCAUCCAUCACUGCUCUGGGGUGUGCUGUCUACAGUAAGCCAGAGUUGCAUUGUUAGUAUCCAAUUGAAAUGAAGUUCCUUCUUGAAAGACUGUCAACUCUUAUGAUCCAUUGCAAUGACUAAGGAUGACCUUUUAGACUGGUCCCAUGUUUAGUUUCUGCUUUCUAUCCUAAAUGGGCAGUUCUGGAAAAAAAAAAAAAAAAAGACAGAUUGUGGACAUGUGUCAUAGAUAUCUUAGUUUAUUCCCCAGACUGACUUUUGGUUUUCUCCCUUUAUUCCUGGAGUGCAUUUAACUUGUGCUAAAUACAUCUUUAGCCUCAUAAUAAAAAGAGGUUUCAGUACAAGGCCAGUACAGAUUAAAGAAACCCUUAAUGCUGUUUUAAAGAAAGAGAAAAGUGGUAUUUUUGAUACUACAUCCAUCAGUAUUUUCCAAAUCAUGUUUGAUUUAUUAGCGCAAGCAAAUAUUCAUUGUAUUCUGAAACACAUGGUCCUAUGUCACAGCUGUCUCUCGUCAGAUACGGGCAAUAACUUUCACAGUCCUCAUGAAACUUAGAGUGUCCCUGAACUGGUAAAAGAAUAUUUUUGAGUAAAGAGUAUCCCUUGAAAAACUUUAGGAAACUUUCUUUCUAAUUAUAAUUCACAGCUACAUUGAAGGAUAUGUAAAUCAAAUUAUAUAAGAAAGAGGGGUUAGCUAAGAUAAUUGUAGGUUUAAGGGAAUUUUGCCCAUUGGAAGCAAGUUGUUAUCUGUGCUCACUAGUAUCUUUCAGUGCAUUUUAAUUUUAUUUUCAGUUUUUUUAAGAUCUGAACCUAUGAUCAAUACUUCAAGCCCCUAUUGUUGAAAGGUUCCAAAUCCUUGGAGUAAUGAACACUAGUGAAGAAUCUUCAGUUAUAAUGUCAGAAUCAUGUUAGAGCGAUGUUUUUACACAAUUUUUACAAUUCUAUAAAAACAUUCUAAUUAAGGCCAAAUACAGUUCAGUUCACUGUUUUCUCCGCAUAGAAUCAGAGGACCAACCCUGAGAAUUAGACUUUGUUUGUUUUGUUUUUUACUUUUUUAAAAAAAAAUCAUUUUUUACAUAAAAUCAAAAAAGUUUAUUUAAAAUUGUUUGUAGUUGACAGAAAUGACAUUUACAUAUUCUAAACAUAAUUCAACCUUUAAUCCACUCAGAGUCUGUGAAUUAUUACCUGAAAGACAAGCUACCCAUAAAUUUCCUGCUUCCUAGACUAAAGCAUACCAUGUGUAUAUUAAUUCCACCUGACUCAGUCAACUUCAUUACCUUAUUGACAUCUUUUCAGGCUAAAUGAAUGUUGAAGCUCAUUUAUUCAUCAUCACCUUAAGCUAGUUAAAUUAAAAACACAAAAGACUAUCUCAGAAGUUCCAGUACCUGGUAUUUCUCUUUAGGAGUUGCCAGGAUGGUAUUUCUUAAAGCUGCAUUGAUUCCCCAGGUUGGUGUUUAAUUACUGCUUUUUAAAAUGAAUAUGCAUGGAAGAGAUGGGUGCCUCUCCCUCUGUGUUCCUACCACUUCCACCCUCCUGUAUCCUUCUCCCACCCACCGCACCCCACUCAGUCCCAUUAUCUCAUCAGUCAAAAGGAACUGGAUAAUUGCUGUUGAAUAAUUAUUUGGAAAACCAGCAGGAGCCAUGGGGGUGACACUCUAGCCCUACCUACCAGCAGAGGAGGAAUUUCCAGGGCCAAUUUUAGGCUGUUUGAACACUAUUGUGUUUCAAGUGAAAAGGUUUUCUCAUUAGUUUUCCCCUUGUAUAGGGCAAAACCUCUCUGAAUGAAAUGACCAAUUGGAAUUGUCAUUUCCCACCAAGUGGCAGUGUAAGCCAUCGGGUUUUUACUGUUAACAAUAAGAACCUAGGAAAGACAUCACAGAGAAAUUUUGCUGUGUUUCUAACUUAUAGUUAUGCAAUCCAUCCGGUCAGUGACGAUGUUUAUCAGCGUGUACUUUGACCUGCUAGUGGCCUUUAUUUCAGAUUAUCCGUGAUCCAUGUAGCAAAAGUACACAGACUCUCUACUGCGUAUACCAUCGCACAAAACAUCUCGGGCAUCAAAUACUCACAAAAGAAACUGUGGGUUCAAAUACUCAAGUAUAUUUUAAACUUAGUCGAAAAGUCAAUGCCUCGUCCUUCUUCCCUCCUACUCAUUUCAACAGUGUGACUUACUGCCUCAUCUGCAGUGUGGUUUACUGCUUCCUGGGAGCUCUACCCAGCAAUGCAGCCGAGACUUGCUCCCUGUGACAACCGCUGUGAGCUCUCUACUGAGCACACAGGACAGGAAUGUGGCUGGACCAAUUGAAAAUAAUAACCAUAAGACCAUCUUCGCAUCACUCGCCUUAUGAGUUAGUAAAAGUGUGUAUAUCACUUUUUGUAACUGGUGAUUUUUAUAAAUGUUCUUGCCUUCAUAAUCCUUCUAGUCACCUAUCUCACAAAAUCUUGAAUAUGCAAUUACUCUUCAUGGCACAUUACUGCAUAUAGGGUUCCCAUUUGAAAAUGCAGUUUAAUGUAAGUUGUUAUUGAAAUGUGAUUUUUUUUUCCUGGAAAAUAAAUGAAAAAAAUAUGAAAAUAAA
Messenger RNA from Mastomys coucha (southern multimammate mouse), 10298 nucleotides. RefSeq names its product SH3GL interacting endocytic adaptor 1 (gene Sgip1). The coding region runs from base 509 to 2992 and encodes 827 amino acids. Gene Ontology annotation, biological process: clathrin-dependent endocytosis; synaptic vesicle endocytosis; clathrin coat assembly. The transcript is spliced from 26 exons. NCBI's taxonomy places the organism in Eukaryota, Metazoa, Chordata, Mammalia, Rodentia, Muridae. The record is from RefSeq and is a predicted model, not a curated record. Gene Ontology annotation, cellular component: cytoplasm; clathrin-coated pit; plasma membrane.